Messenger RNA from Ostertagia ostertagi, 816 nucleotides. The record is from the annotation of a GenBank genome assembly. NCBI's taxonomy places the organism in Eukaryota, Metazoa, Nematoda, Chromadorea, Rhabditida, Trichostrongylidae.
AUGGCAAGUAGGUAUUUCAGAGAAGUGGCUGAACGUCUUAAGAUGGGCCAAUCAGUCGAUCCAGAAGGGUUCGACAGUGUGACAGUAUUUUUCUCGGAUGUGGUACAAUUCACGAUCCUUGCAGCAAAGUGCACUCCCUUUCAGGUCGUGAAUCUUCUGAACGAGCUUUACAGCAGUUUUGAUACCUUAAUCGAACAACACGGCGUGUACAAGCUUUUAGCGAUUUGGUCAGCUGUUCCCUUAGAUGAAUCAUUCUGUCGUAUGUUGCGAGUAGAAGAAUCCAUAGUUCAAAGCAUAUUCCACGAUAGUUCUCUGAAGCAAUCUUUCCUGUUGAAUCCAUCGGAGACGGCUAUCUUUGCGUAUCGGGGCUUGCCGGCUAGAAACGGGCACAGGCAUGUGAAGGAAAUUGUGGAAAUGUCCAUAAGCUUCAUGGAUUACGUCGAGCAAUUUAAAGUGGUCCCAUUUCCCAAAGGAGAAGAUUCAAUUGAGGAUUGGAGUCAACAGUGUUGCCAAUGUAGCGAAUUUAUUGGUUCGUGCGUUGCUGGAGUAGUCGGUCUGAGCAUGCCACGUUACUGCCUUUUCGGUGAUACGGUAAAUACAGCGUCGAGGAUGGAGAGCAAUGGCAAACCUGGAAAGAUCCAUGUCAGCGAAAGCACCUUCACAAUGUUACAGCAGCAUUACUAUGGAGAAUUUAUUUUGGAGAGCCGUGGUGAAAUAAUUAUCAAGGGGAAAAGGCGUGAUGAAAACAUUUUGGUUGAAUGGACGAAGAUCGCACACACAUCGCGAGCACAAGGUUCUCCAAGAAGAAAGAAAUAA